Eleginops maclovinus (Patagonian blennie) is the source of this 2520-nucleotide messenger RNA. RefSeq lists its product as uncharacterized. The record is from RefSeq and is a predicted model, not a curated record. The coding region runs from base 202 to 2172 and encodes 656 amino acids. Gene Ontology annotation, molecular function: ubiquitin protein ligase activity; metal ion binding. NCBI's taxonomy places the organism in Eukaryota, Metazoa, Chordata, Actinopteri, Perciformes, Eleginopidae. Gene Ontology annotation, cellular component: nucleoplasm. Gene Ontology annotation, biological process: Notch signaling pathway; protein ubiquitination. The transcript has 9 exons.
CAUGCACUUUCUAAAAACAUAUGAGGUUCAGAAAGUGUGAGUUGUUUAUGAAGAAACAUUAGUAGAAUUAAAAGGUCGAGAGUACCGCAGCUGUUACGUCAUGUGUCUCGCGAAGCUACAAUACUUUCACUUUCAUUUAUCAGGAAUAAGAAGAAGCAGCGUUUAAAGUGUAGAGUCAGGAUAAGGAAGAAGACGGUCAAAAUGUCAGAUAAUGAACCAGAGGCCAUGGAAGGUCAAAACAGUGACGGAAGUCCUAUCCAAUACACUCAACCACCAACACCUACUGAUACGUCCACUAAGUAUGGGAAGCAUAACAGGGAAGGUGAUAAUAUCCAGCAAACUCCACCACCAACACCUACUGAUAUUUCCGCUAAGGACAAAGAUGCCGUUCAAGCCAUUCUCUCAAUUAAGUGGUCAGAAGAUGAAAAUGUUCCACUGUCCAAAUGUGAGAUGGUUUUUCAGACUUGGUCCAACACCAACCAUCUCAAUGCAGAUUGCAAAGUUUUUAAAGGCUCAGAAGAUGAUACAGUUCAACUAUGUCUUACACCACUUUCAGGCAACAAAGCCAUUCUUGAGAAUGAGCUUCUACGUCUUGCAGGACAAACCCUCCAGGGGAAAGAAGGGAAAACAGUCAACAUAUUGACUGUUACUUUGACACGGCUACAGCUUGAGACACAAAAACCAGAGGCAUCAAUGAACCUUCCUCAUUCGCCAGAUGUAGACGGGGGACUGGAGGAGAAGAGCAGUUCAGUUUCAAAAGAAGAAGAGAAGGAAAAGGAGGCAACAUGCACUCUCUCAGUGGGCCCUUUCUGGUAUGUGAGCCACAUCUUCAAGAAGGAAAUUGAACGUAUAGAGAAAGAGAAUGGUGUUAAAAUCUCAGCAGACGUAAAAAUUACGUUUCCAGCGGACAAGAAAGAUGCGAGCCCAAAAAAAGCUCUCUCUGCGUUUACAAGCCUCGUCCAGGAUCGCUUAAUCAUAGAAAGCUUAAAUAUUCCUCUUAAGAAUGUAGAUCCAGAAGAGUGGAAGGAAGUGAUGAAUAUCACCCAGAGAAAGGGGAGCAGACUUUUACUCACUCUAACGCCUGAAGAAAUGACCUCAUGGGGGCCAAGUCAAAGUCAAGAUGACAUCAAAAGGUUAAAUAUCAGCACUUCUGUUGUACAGUCUGCAGAGGUGCCUCAAGACACAUCACCGACCAUUGGCAUGAGCAUCAAAGACCCUCUGGUCAAUGGUGGGCUAGCCAUGGAGGAGAUCUACUGGAAGCUGAUGACUACCUCCUUCAUAGAGCAAGUAGCUAAGAUCAAAGCUAAGUUUGGUGUAGAUUUUAAAGAAUCAGGCAUCAGUCAAGGCAAAGUACAAGUCAAAGUUUGCUACAAAAGAUCUGUAGAUAAUGCGUCAAUGGAGAGCCACGCUCUCAGAGCACUUCUUCAUCUGUACCAGAAGAUUGCCACAUCACCCCCGAGCUUCAUCCGUUUCCCUGGUGGUGGGUUUAGUGGUUCACCAAAAAACCUGAGCAAUGUUGUUCUGUCAGAGGGAGCCUCUGGUGGACCUGUGUUGAAUGGAGCAUCCGGAAACAACACUGAAGCACCCACAGGAAGGGGAGCAACUGCAAGAGAUAAUGAAGAGGACCGCUGUGCUAUAUGCUUGGAUACAUUUAAAAAUAAGAAACAGCUUAAGUGUAAGCAUGGGUUUUGUGAGGCUUGCCUGGAAGCCUCCAGAAAGAGCAUAGGACCCACCUGUCCUAUUUGCAAAGAUGUAUUUGGGUUAAUGGAGGGAGACCAGCCCGAUGGGAAAAUGACAACGGAUAAGUUGCAUUCAUCCCUCCCUGGAUUCAAACACUGCAGCACUAUCAUCAUCAACUAUGAUAUUUCAGCUGGAACACAAACGGAAAAGCAUCCAAAUCCUGGAAAGCGCUUUUCUUCUUGUCACAGAACAGCCUAUUUGCCAGACAACCACGAGGGCAGAGAAGUGCUGCACCUGUUGAAGAAAGCAUUUGCCCAGAAACUAAUUUUCACAGUUGGGACGUCCAGAACAACUGGGUUGGAUGGCCAGGUGACCUGGAACGACAUUCACCACAAGACCAACAUGUCAGGAGGACCACAAAAUUUUGGGUAUCCUGACCCUCACUACCUGGGCAGAGUCAAAGAUGAGCUGAAGGCUAAAGGCAUCGAGUGAAGACUACCAUACGAAGUUACUGAGGAGGGGUCUUUUCUCACAAAAAAAUAACUAUAUAAAACAAUCAUUACUUUAAUGCUCGUACUUGUGUAUUGCAUACAGUCUUUUCUUCUCUUGUAAUUUUUUUUAAUGAUCAGUCAGGGUUGCUUUGAGUUUAUAGUUUAUCACCAUGUAUCUUCAAAUAUAAAGUAUGACUUUCUUUGAUGAAGGAUAUCUUCAGUUUUGGUUUUCUGAUUAAGUUUGAUUUGGAAGAGUAUAAGAAUGACAUUGACAUAAAUAAACUAAACUAUGUCUACAGUACAUAUAAACUGAUUUACCAUUGUCCGAAUAAAUGAUUAAACCAACCCA